AAAAUUUCUCAUUCUUGAAAGUUGAAAUGAAAAAUUUUAUCACUGAAGAAAUAAUUUACCAAGUUUGAGUUCAAUUUCGAAUUAUUUUCGAUGUAUCCUUAAUUUCAACUCGAACGUACACUUGCGAGUAUAUUUUUACUGUGAGCAACAGUCGAUCGUUGAACUAUCAUAAUGACUACUCGAAAUCCAAGGAAUAUGAUAAAAGAAAGCGAACGAUUGAAAUCGUUUAGCAAUUGGAUUUACAGAAAAGAUUCUUCUGUCUCCUGCACCGCUGAAAAAAUGGCCAAGGCAGGUUUCUAUAUGAUUAGCGACGACGAGCCAGAUACUGUGAAAUGUUUCGUCUGUAUGAAACAAUUAGACGGCUGGGAGAAAGAAGACGACCCUUUUAUUGAGCAUAAGAAGCACGCCUCGUAUUGUCCGUUCGUAAAAUUUGGAAAAGAAGAAAAAGACUUGACUCUGCUGGAGUAUCUUUCGUUAUCAGAAGAAAUGGAAACUAAAUUACUCGAACUCAAACAUCAAGACGAUAUUAAACAGCUGGAAAAACUUCGCGAACAACUGGUUAAAAAAUUAGCUCAAAAAGAUACCGAAUCGAAAAGAAGUUAAUCUUUAAGUAUAGUAGAAUUAAGAUUUAUAUUUAAAUACUCUUCAUCGUUUUAUAAGCGAAUGUUUUUGUGCAGAUUUACUUGAAUAUUGACCCUUGAUUAUCCUUGCAAUCAAUUAUCGUAAAGUAAUACACAUUUUUAUAAUUAGU
This is a messenger RNA of Planococcus citri (citrus mealybug), 751 nucleotides long. RefSeq names its product baculoviral IAP repeat-containing protein 5.2-A-like. NCBI's taxonomy places the organism in Eukaryota, Metazoa, Arthropoda, Insecta, Hemiptera, Pseudococcidae. The record is from RefSeq and is a predicted model, not a curated record. The transcript has 4 exons. The coding region runs from base 172 to 603 and encodes 143 amino acids.